Messenger RNA from Paramuricea clavata, 4665 nucleotides. NCBI's taxonomy places the organism in Eukaryota, Metazoa, Cnidaria, Anthozoa, Malacalcyonacea, Plexauridae. The record is from the annotation of a GenBank genome assembly.
AUGGCGAGCGCAAUUCCGGUGGUAGAUUUCUCUUCGCACAAUAUAUUAAAUAGCGAAAAUUUUGAUGAAACAAAUCCUGAAAUAAACAAACUUGCGCAAGAAAUUUAUGACGCUUUUACUACAGUUGGAUUUGUGCACAUCAAAAACCAUGGAAUUCCCGAAUCUGAGGUAAUGUAUAAAAUACUUUAUAAUAUCUGCCCCCCCGUGUGGAGGAUACAUGUUUUCCUUGAAGAAUUCCAAGCUCAAAACCUUUUAGGCCACUACAAGUUAAUCUUUAGUUUCUGGUCCGGCCUUACCUUCGUUUAUGACGCGGGCGGGCGGGUGGUUAGGACUAUAGGACAUAAUUACAAUUGUGGCUUUACCCACUUUUUUUGUCUUUCUUGUUCCUUUUCAUGCUAAUUGCAUCAAAAUGUUAUGAAAUUUUACAUAAGAUUACAAAGGAUUUUACAUAUCAAAAUGAUCUAUUAAUAUUUCCAGUUUUUUUUACCUCGUAAUAUCGAUAAGGCAGCGGUUUUUACCAUUCAAUACUACAUUUUGCUAGGUCUUUUUAGUGUAAAUUGAAUAUUUAUCUAUAUAAAGCUAAAUCCUUCGCGAAAAUUUUCAAGAACUAGAAAUUAAUUGUAAAUAACAAAACAGUCCUGAAAUAAUACUUUACGGAGAAAGCACGCGGGCGGCGGACCAGAAACUAAAGAUUAACUUGUAGUGGCCUUAUCAUUGAAGAAUAUUUCCAGGAGUCCUUGAUAGCCCAUAUUAGUACAUAUGAUUCACUUGAUGACACAUACUCCAUUUAUACUACACAAAUUUUGCCUAAAACUGUCGCAUCACGUGGCAUGCAACCUGCUUACAACUUGAGUUGUACUGUGUAAAUCAAGCACACAACCAACUUAGAACAACAUAGGCGAAUUGUGUGAUUGAUUGACACAGAUAAAUUCACAUACUUCCGGGUGUAUUCACAUAUCAAAAUGAGAAGUUUGUUGCAAGUCAACGUUUUGGCGAACUACGAAAGUAUUAACCAAUCAACAUUCACCAAAUUUUAAAAUUUAAAAGAAAAUUUGUAGUGGAAAACAGCGUUUCCAAUGAAGUCUGCAUAUAAAAAAUCAUACUGAACAUCUGACCAAAAAGCAUAAAACAUAUUCCAAACCAAAACUGCAAAAUCUAGGUAUGAAGAUUUUUACCACAGUUUCAGGCCCAAAUAAAUGAAAGCCAUACAUGGCAGCAGAUAACUGUAUAGUGUGUACCCCUCAGCCAUAACUGGAAAGUUUGGAAAUUGCGCACCAGGGGCCAGUUGUAUAAAAAGUGAUUAAAGUUAAUUAUAGUUAGUGGAAACGUCACCCAAUGGGAAGAGAAUUGAAAAUUAAUCACUAUUUAACUACAAAAUAGUGAUUAAAAAAGUGAUUAAGAGUUUUAUACAACCGACCCCUGAGAUUUAAAAAUUUCACAGUAAAUAUAGAGAAAUUGCAUCAAAAUUUAGCGUCUGCAUUUCUUUCCAUAUUGGCUGAACUUGUGCCAGAGCUGUGUUUGGUAUAGAGUUGUGGCAUUUAGUUUCUAAACUUUUCUAAUUAGAUUUCAGAAUUAUUUAAAGUUGGGGAAAAGUUCUUCAAGCUGUCAUCAGAGGAGAAAGAAAAAUUUGCCAGAGGUUUAACAACAGUUAAUCAUGGAUAUGUCGCAGCAGGGGUUGAGAUGUAAGACGUCUGAGUCACAGAGUAAGUACAUACAGGAGCUUCUCUUGAUGUCGGCGUAAGGGUUUUUUUGAAAAAUGUGCCAUGUUCUUAGUACGUAAACUGCGCAUCUGCAGGUACUGGCUAAGAACAUGGCGGCCAAAAAACCCCACCUUUUUCAUAGAGAUAAGCCUCUGUAUGUUACUCUGUGUCUGAGUAUUAUUGAUUUGUACUACAUGAAGUGCUGGGUAGCUUAUUCAGGAGCAAACAGACUGUAUUUUGUUUGCAAGAUCUGUAGUUAUCAGAGAGAUGAGCAAGCAGAGGAUGGGAAAAAAGAAGGCUGGCAAACAAUACAUUUGACAGGGGAAUUUACUGGGGUGUUAACACUGCCCCCCUCUAGCCCUGGCCCUAGAGGGGGUGCUAUUUUUUGUGAUGUUCAAAGCAAAAAAAUAUUAGAGACAAAAUGAGAUACAGUAGUUUGAGUAAACAUGAUGAUAAGCAAACUGUGAACAACAAUUACAAAUCAAGUAUGUACGGUAGUCAAGCAAGUCUCUGCAGUAGUCAAGCAAGUUGAUGGGCAGGCGGCACACAUGACCGUGUCAACUCAGUACUACAGCUGGCAGAACACCCCCCCCCCACCCCCACCAGAUCAUGCUGAAUCCAUUCCUGACAGUUGAUCAUUGAAAUAAACUUUUCUCUUCUUUAGGACAGACCCCAGCAAACCUACAGAUUUUAAGGAAGCAUUUAACGUAACAGAACCAUUCAACAAUGAGUUGCCCUGGCCUGAUGGAGAGUGUUCAGAUUUUAAACCGACUGUGAACAGCUUUUUCCGUACCUGUGGAAAAUUGUCACUUGGAAUUUUAGAUUUGAUUUCACUUGGACUCAAAUUGGAGGUUAGGAUAUUGUUUGAUUAGAAUUGAUGAUUUUUGAAUUCCAGUAAGUGAACAGCUGCCUGUCAAAUGCUGAAGCUAACUGCAAUCCUUGGUCAGAACGUCUUAUGCUUAAGUAAAGUAGAAAAUUUUUCUGAAUACAUUUUGAAAUAUUUAUCGACGAUAUUUUAUAAGAGUCGUACUCAAGACGUAAAUUCAUCAAAUGAUGCCAUCAAAAACUUAAAAUUUCCUGGUCUGUGGCCGAAUUUUAUUCAUCAGCUGACAAUCUUGUUGGCUUGAUAUAUGAAAAUGUUCCAGCAGUUGGGUUGGAGCAAAUUAGCAGACACUCCAUUUUGACAAUAUGAAACAUAACUCAAAAAAUUUUUUUAAAGUGAAGCCCGGCAAGUUUGGACCACACAGAGCUAACUGCAAUUGUUUUUGUCUACCUGGAAGAAAAAUACUAAAUAUACAGACAUGAGGUACAGUUUGCAUACUGCCCCUACUGUAUAAGGAUGGGGGAUUUACAGAAUCUUAGCCUCCGCAGACUGCACAGGUAUUCUUCUGAGGGGUGGGGCGUUGCCUGCGGAAGAGGUUCUGCAGUUUAGUUUUCUCCUGUGUUGAAGGGUUUUUCUGGAUACUCUCACCAAAAACUAACCCAUCCACAUAUGUUGUGUUUUAUAAUCAGACAGAUUAUACAGUAUCACCCAGGUUAUGACCUAGUGAGCCUUUGACCCGAGCUCUGCUCUUUGCAAUUCAAUUUCAAGGAAUGAUGACAAGCGCCCCUUUAUUUUUAAUUAGGAUAGAAAAUUGCUGCGGCGAACACAUAGGAAAUUCGGUACUCUAGAGAGCAAGACAACGUUAAGACUUCUCUAUUACCCAGUAAUGACAGAGUUGAAGGAAGGACAAGUACGUUUGGGAGAACAUGGUGAUUACGGAACUAUCACGCUUUUAUUCCAAGACCAAACUGGAGGAUUGGAGGUAAUACUAAACUAACUUUAUUUAUACUGGAUAGCUCUACCAGUUCUAAACUGUUCUUCCUAGAGAUCCAGUAAGGAUCAUCUCUUAUUGAUCCAGUGUUACUACAGGAGGAAACCUAAACUAAACUAACUUUAUUAUUUUAUACUGGAUAGCUCUAUCAGUUCUAAACUGUUCUCCCUAGAGGUCCAGUAAGGAUCAUCUCUUAUUGAUCCAGUGUUACGUACCACAGGAGGAAACCUAAACUAAACUAAAUUUUAUUUAUAUUGGAUAGCUCUAUCAGUUCUAAACUGUUCUCCAUGAACUGUUCUCUAAACUGUCCAGAAGUAAGGGUUGUCCCUCUGGAUUCAGCUCAUCUUUCUGAAAAGCUCAACUUCAAAUAUUGUUUGAAAAUACAGAUACUUCAAAAAGAAGGAUUCGUGCCAGCUCGUCCUAUUGAGGGAACAAUCCUGGUCAACAUUGGAGAUUUAUUACAACGCUGGACGAAUGAUAAAUUAGUAUCAACGGUAAGUCACCCAUUCCUGGGCAUAACUUGUUAAAUAAUAUUUUAAUUUGCCUCUGUGAGAGUUUAAAUUGUAGUAGUAUCUUGCCUAAAACACCCCUUUCCUCCAACACAAUGUUGUUGAAUUACGUUCAAAAUGUGGAAAAAAUAAUGGCAACAUGAGAGUUGAGCAAUAUGAGAGUUGAGAAAACUUUCAUGCAAACUCUCGCUUCUCAACUGUCAUCAUCUCCCUUUCAUAAUCUCUCAUGCAAACUCUCGCUUCUCAACUCUCAUGCAAAUUCUCGCUUCUCAACUCUCAUGCAAACUCUCGCUUCUCAACUCUCAUGCAAACUUUCGCUUCUCAACUCUCAUGCAAACUUUCGCUUCUCAACUCUCAUGCAAACUUUCGCUUCUCAACUUUCAUGCAAACUCUCGCUUCUCAACUCUCAUCAACUGAACUCUCGUUUGAGCGAAGGUUUAGAAAGUGUUGUUUUUUGUUCAGAUACAUCGUGUUGUUGUCCCACAUGAAGAGUUACGACGCUUAACUGCACGUCAAUCAAUGGCAUUCUUUGUCCAUCCCGAUAAUGACGUGAUUAUCGAGUGUCUGGAUAACUCAGGACAUUAUCCACCCAUAACAUCCCUGGAAUAUCUCAACCAGAGACUUUUUGCGACAUAUCUGUAA